UAAAAGAGUCUCUCCUCUUCUCUCUCUGUCUCUCUCGCUCCUCAUGAUCGAAAUUUUUUAUAUUUAGAAAUGGUAUGUGAUAGUUACAGAUACACGUUAAACGUGUGUAGUAUAAUCUAUCUAUAUUGAUGGAGACAAUAACCAUUAGAAUCUGACCUAUGGAUCUCAUUUCCUCUUGAGAUACUUUUCUCUCUCUCUCAGUUUUUUCCGUCUCCCAGAUCUGCUUACCAUUGGAAAGCUUCAAGCUAUUUGUUACAGGUUUUUUCGUGUGUGUGUGUGUGGACUGUGGAUAACCAGUAUAAUAGGACUAAUUAGCAGAUGCUCAUGUAGCUAAUUUCUUGUUGGAAGGGACGAACGAACCACAGAAUAAAAGAGUUAGAUCAUCGACCAAGGUGCCAUGUACUUCUUUGGUUUGUCCAAAGAGGAAGUGUUGUCACAGAAACAACAUGUUGCAUCACAUAAAGAGACUUUAAAGCAGAAUCCAAUGAGUACAGUCACUCUGUUUGGGAGACAGGUGUUUCCGGUUAAAAGCUCACCUAAGCUGCUGAUGAGAGAUAUCGAUCUUCGUCUUCCUGCAGAUCACUACGCUUAUAAUACCACUGUAGAUAUGGGAUUUCAUUCAGAGUUUGAAGCUAACAAGGAGAAAGAUGCAGCACUAGCCACAACUUGGAGUGGCAAGAGAGACCCAAAAAUUAUUAUUGACCUUGAGGAGCCUCCCACAACAGAGCAGGCAGAUUCUGUUAGCUAUGAACCGUCAUUCUUGGCUGAUGGGAUCAGCUCAAACAUAGUGGAUAUGGAGUCAGGUUUACUGGACCUUAACAGAACCCCACCGGAUGAUGAGUUAGUCUCCGAGCCUCAUUACUCUUUCUUACAAGACCUGAACUGUCCGUACAUUGAAGAGAAAGAAACUAGCUGCGAGAAGAGCGGAGUAGAUGAUGAUCCUACUACGCCUCUUUGCUCUUCUAAAUGCCAAAACGUCCAUGAAAAAGAGGGUACAGCAUCUCCAGCUUCAUAUACUUCUUGCUGCACCACUGAAAACAACUUAAGAACUCAAACACUGGAUCCUUCUUGCUGUACACGGCUUGAGUUUCCUGCUACGGAAGUCUUACCGGAGAACGAACGUUGUAACGAGGAGGAAGAGUUCUCUGAAGCUAUUCAAACGGCAGCUGAAUCAUUAGUCCACAUAUCAGCAGUUUCAUGUCAAGUGAGAACCAAUAGCUCAUCUCAAGAUCAAGAUUUGGAAUGUUGUUCAUGCGAUUCAUAUGAGCUACACACAUUAGGUCUAAGUGAAACCAACAUGGAAGAAGACUUAUGUGUGUCAUCAAUGGCUCUAGAUGAGAUCAAUAACAUGAAAAGAGAUAACAACAAAGAGAUUGGACUCAAGCUGAGAAGAGGGAGGAGAAUGAAGAACUUCCAGAAGGAGAUACUCCCGAGCUUAACUUCUCUCUCUAGGCACGAGAUACGCGAAGACAUUAACAUCUUGGAAGCAGUUUUGAGAUCAAGAGAGUACAAGAAGAUGCAGGGGAAAGCUAAAGAUGUCAAAUUAGGAGCAAACCAGAGAAACAAACGUCCAGUUUCACAGAGGUACGUUGGUAAAAGAAGGCGAAAACAUGAAUGAUUGCUCCAUUGUGUAAUGUUUUAAAAGUCUAUGUUGUUCAAGUAUUUUUAUUUAGAUUAUGGCAUUGAUUAUGGAUAAGAAGUUAUAGAUAGUAAGCUGAUGACAUUCUCAUUC
Brassica oleracea var. oleracea is the source of this 1732-nucleotide messenger RNA. RefSeq lists its product as uncharacterized. The record is from RefSeq and is a predicted model, not a curated record. The coding region runs from base 398 to 1618 and encodes 406 amino acids. The transcript is spliced from 4 exons. Lineage: Eukaryota; Viridiplantae; Streptophyta; Magnoliopsida; Brassicales; Brassicaceae.